Messenger RNA from Acanthopagrus latus (yellowfin seabream), 2409 nucleotides. RefSeq names its product RAB1A, member RAS oncogene family a (gene rab1aa). NCBI's taxonomy places the organism in Eukaryota, Metazoa, Chordata, Actinopteri, Spariformes, Sparidae. Bases 169 to 777 code for a protein of 202 amino acids. The record is from RefSeq and is a predicted model, not a curated record. Gene Ontology annotation, molecular function: GTP binding; GTPase activity. The transcript is spliced from 6 exons.
ACAGCCAUAUUUGAUUCGAUUAUGCUGCUCUGGCUGCGACAAACAGUUUAGCCAGCUCUCCUCAGAAAAACGGUGUUCUACCUUCACUACGAGGUCGCCUCCGAGGUUCAUCUGCGACGGAAUCCAGCUGCAUUCUCAGUAACAACAGUUUAUAACCUGUAGUCAACCAUGAAUCCCGAAUAUGACUAUUUAUUCAAACUGCUCCUGAUCGGUGAUUCUGGUGUCGGAAAGUCUUGUCUCCUCCUCCGGUUUGCAGAUGACACGUACACAGAGAGCUACAUUAGCACCAUCGGUGUGGACUUCAAGAUCAGGACCAUCGAGCUGGACGGAAAGACCAUAAAGCUUCAGAUUUGGGACACGGCCGGUCAGGAGAGGUUCCGCACCAUCACAUCCAGUUACUACAGAGGAGCGCACGGCAUCAUAGUCGUUUAUGACGUGACAGACCAGGAGUCCUUCAACAACGUCAAACAGUGGCUGCAGGAGAUCGACCGCUACGCCAGCGAGAACGUCAACAAGCUGCUAGUAGGCAACAAGUGCGACCUCACAACGAAGAAGGUUGUGGAUUACACCACAGCGAAGGAAUUUGCCGACAACCUGGGGAUCCCCUUCCUGGAGACCAGCGCCAAGAGUGCCACCAACGUGGAGCAAGCCUUCAUGACCAUGGCGGCCGAGAUCAAGAAGAGGAUGGGCCCCGGGGCCACGGCCGGCGCCUCCGAGAAGUCCAACAUCAAGAUCCAGAGCAAGCCAGUGAACACCUCGUCCGGAGGCUGCUGCUGAGACCCGACAACUGCCACGACCUGAAUCCACCCCGAGCCCACGACCAGUCUCAAUGUUACCAUGAUCCACAGGGAAAGAACCAGAGAGAGAAAAAGAGAGAGAGAGAGAGAGAGGGAGAGACACGAAGACUUUGAGUGGACCGGUUUGUAAUUGUGUGUGCAGCUACAACACCAGAUUUCCACCACACCAUUUCAAAGUCAGCAGUAGGACGGUAAGCCCAUCCAAACCCACAGAACACACGGGCGGUUCUUUUUCUUUACUUUACCAAAACACAGUCAUACUGGAAACAAAACCACAUGUAAACAAUUUUUAACAGUGUGUGAAGUUAACCAAUGAGAGAGAACACAUGUAUACAGCUUUUCUUUCUUUUCUUGUUUCUUUGUUUGCCCUCCUUUUGUUAAAUGAGUCACUUUUCUAAAACUGAAAAAAAAGAAAAGAAAAAACAGAAAAAAAACACAAGGUUGUCUUUAUUCAGCUGUGGAGAACAGCAUGACUUUGGCCCCCAAUCUCCUCCAACAUAUGAUUAGUAAGCACUUCGAAUGAAGCACAUGCUUAAACCAGCAUCAUGCAUGUUCGACCUGAUCACACGCCUCCCUCGGCUGCGUGCGAUCACAAGCGAGUGGCUCAAACAUCAGCCAGGAAACGCUCCGAUAACGCCACCUCGCAGAGUCGCCCCUGACAAACCACGUGCCUUUGUGGCAGGAGAUUUACAUGACAUUUAUGCCUUCGGUGCUCCUGUGUUGUCGGUAUAUUCCCCCUCAUAUGCCCGCAGUCGUGACUUCUCAAAGAAUCCACUUUGUAUGAUAGCAGUUAACAUUCCUGUAUAUAUCUAUAUUCGGCUCUGUGUGCUCUGCUGGUGUCCACGAUACAAUAAGCAUGUGCUGCAUUGGGAGACGUGACGUCAGCCGUGUGUCUUUCUCUGCUAAUGUUUCUCAACCAACAGCACAACCGCAACAGGAGAAAUGAAAACCACCAUCCCAGCUCGAGAAUAAUCUAUAAACUGUAUAUAUUUAUACAUAAAUGUAAGAAGUGAUUUGCAAAAAUUGUGUAGAGAAGCAAGUGAAGCGAAUGACAUGAUAAGUAGCUGGAAUUAGUAAUCUCGGCACGUGAUUUGUGGCUGCGGACAUGACAUUUUUGUGGCACAAUGUCGACUAUUAAAACAAUGAAGGAGAUCUUUGAUAACCGCUCGUCCUCACGGUGUGUUUUAUUUCCCAUCUGCACGCUUUUCUUCACCCUUGUUGUUGGGCCUCAGUGGCAGCUUUGUUUGAGCCGGUUCCUUCAGCGGCCAUAAGCUGAGAGGAAUGAUGAUCUCUGGCCCACAUUUCUCCGGCUGCACUGAAGGCUUCUGUUCGACUACAGCAGCUUGUUACACUGAGUGUGAAAGUCCUGACAGCAAAGAAACACCAUGAAGUCACAGUGCAGGAGAACAGAGAGAGUUUUCUACUGUUCAGGUUCUGUGGUUUCAGACAAGAGCAGUGACAGGAAAUACAAGUACGAGGGCUGAGUAGUUGGUCUUCAAAUAUCACAAUAUUUAUCGAUCAUCAGGGCCGAUAGUCAGCAUUUAUCUGACUCAUCAGUGUCAAUGAUAUUUCUGUCAGAUUGUUGAUUAAAAUAAACAUAUUUAAAACACAA